ACACUGGGUGUCGGGGGGGGGCAGCGCCCACCCAUGGAUGGUCCUGAGGCCCCAGGUCCUAGCCCAGAUGCCGCCUGCAAAGAAGGAGCCAGGGGCACCCCGACAGAAGGCCAGCCGGCCCCAGAGGAGGCGCGUGUCCCCUCGGCCCCCGACGCCGGCCCUCCCCCUGCCUUCACCUCCAGCUUCAGCUUCAUCCGGAGCUCGCUCUGUUCGGCCCCCGGGGAACCGGGAGAGGCAGAGGGCUGCCCGCCUGCCAGGAGGGCCGAGGGCGCGGGGGCCAGAGCCGCCAGCCCUGAGGGGCCCCCCCAGGACCCUGGACGUCUCCCUCCCCCGGAUCGCCCCGGGGGCGAGGGGGCCGCCGGCCGCUGGGACCCGCUGCUCCGGGAGUGCGAGCCCCUGCUGCAGGGCUGUCUGCUCGGCCUCCGCCGGCGGCUGGAGGUGAGCGCUGUACGACGGGAGCUCCAGAAGCUCCAGGAAAAGGCCAUGGAGGAGGAGGAUUACGAUAAGGGUGAGUUCGGCUUGUGGAUCGGCUGUUCCCUCUUUUCCAGAAUGUUCCGUGUCUCACUCCCUUCCCGCCUGGAUUGGCUGCCUGCCCCCCAGCUGAACUGGGAGGAGGAGGAGGAGGAGCUCAGUCUGCCCUUCCAGCUCCCCUCCAGGCAGCCGGCCCUCCGCAGCCUCCUGGUCCACCUGGGAGCCCAGGCCGAGGCCGCCCUGCACCGGGCGGCUCAGCAGCCGGGCGGCCAGGACCCCCACAACCCCCUUUGCGAGGAGCCCCCCGCCGAGGACCUCCCGGAUGUGUCCGUCGCCAGACGAGACCGGCUUCUUCAAGAGAAGCAGCAGCUGCAGGAGGAGAUGGCGGCCCUGCAGGCCCGGAUGUCCAUGCUGGCAGCGAGGGACCGGCAGCUGAGCAGGGAGCUGGCCCUGCAGCAGCAGCAGCAGCAGCGCCUCCGGUGGCCGGACUGUGACCUGCGGCCCCUGCUGGACGGGCUGACCCCGGGCGAGCUGCAGGAGGUCCGCCAGGCGGCCAGGGACGCGCUGGCCCCGGCCGGGCAGACCCCCCUCCCUGCAGGGCCUCCUGAGACCACAAGGAGCCUCCAGGGAAAGCUGGAAGCCCUCAGCCGGUCCCUGAAGGAGCUCAGUGCCAAGGUGUGCGGCUCCCAGAGGCUGUGCGGCUCCCUGCGCAGGAGCCUGCGGGAGAUCGAGGCCCCGCUCCCGGCGCUGCUGGAGGCCAAGGCGCUCGCUGUGGCAG
Molecule: messenger RNA, 1249 nt
Organism: Pipistrellus kuhlii (Kuhl's pipistrelle)
Lineage: Eukaryota; Metazoa; Chordata; Mammalia; Chiroptera; Vespertilionidae
Gene: DISC1
Product: DISC1 scaffold protein
Exons: 7
Biological process (GO): neuron migration; cilium assembly
Cellular component (GO): microtubule; intermediate filament cytoskeleton; mitochondrion
Source: RefSeq, a predicted model, not a curated record